AUGGUUGCAAAUCCAACCACGGUAGAUCAUCGCGCCAAGGUAGCUCAAUUGACUAGGAUGGUUCGGACUAGCCUGGGAAGGUUUGGGGUUCCGAAAUCGAAGACCAGCAGCCAGAGUUACACAGCACACAAGGAUUGUGAUACCCAAUAUGCUAACAGAGUUGCUGCAGGCGACCAUCUGGCUGCGGGAGUCUCCACUCCGACGGGUAUCACAGCCGCUGACCUCAACGAAGGGGGACGUGCGCGAUCAAGGGCGGGCAUGAGCUUUUUUGGUUUGGAAAAUCCGGGGCAAGAAGGUUGGACUCCAUCGGGGAAUGAAGGUUCGAGAGCGGACGGGGCUGAAGAAGAAGAAAAUGGAAGGGAAAAACAAGAGCCGAAGCUCCUCCCAGCAAAUGACUUCCGGGCGCCGGUUGCGGCCAAUGACCGAGUCGCCCUCGCGAGCGUCGCAUUGCAAAUUAAUUUCAAUGACGAUGAUCCAGCAACUCUGCAUCACUUGGACUCUGCACCAUCCCAGACACUUGAGUCAUCCGCGGCUGUUUAG
Aspergillus niger is the source of this 540-nucleotide messenger RNA. RefSeq lists its product as hypothetical. Lineage: Eukaryota; Fungi; Ascomycota; Eurotiomycetes; Eurotiales; Aspergillaceae. Bases 1 to 540 code for a protein of 179 amino acids. The record is from RefSeq and is a predicted model, not a curated record. The transcript is spliced from 5 exons.